This is a messenger RNA of Oryzias latipes (Japanese medaka), 4498 nucleotides long. It is a transcript of the gene xpo1a, whose product is annotated as exportin 1 (CRM1 homolog, yeast) a. Gene Ontology annotation, biological process: protein export from nucleus; ribosomal small subunit export from nucleus; ribosomal large subunit export from nucleus. The record is from RefSeq and is a predicted model, not a curated record. Lineage: Eukaryota; Metazoa; Chordata; Actinopteri; Beloniformes; Adrianichthyidae. Gene Ontology annotation, cellular component: nucleus; cytoplasm. Gene Ontology annotation, molecular function: nuclear export signal receptor activity; small GTPase binding.
UUCCGCGGCGCGCCGCGGAUCGAAACGCCGAGAAUGAAUAUCCCAGUCUCAACCGGUUUCAGCCGGUCUGCAGUUGGAAGCAUGAGCUUAGAGGAAGAGCACCCUUUCACGCCUUGAAACAUCUCAGCUGUGCAACAGUGUGCACGAAUAGAACCAGAAAUAAAACGAGACUCUUUGAAUUCGUUGUUAUGACCCGGAACAGCGCUGUGACUCCGUGAAUCUGUGUUGUUAGCUUAGCUUACCGUUUCAUAGCCAGUCGACCUAAGUUCUCAUUGACUUUUUAUUUAGCAUGCUAACCUGCUGUUAGCUUAGUGGGAGUCGGUUAGUGACAUUACUCCGAAGGAAACGCUUUUAAAGUGAAUGUGGAAACAGAGUUUAACUUCUGUUAUUUUUUCUUUACAAUUAUAACCGGAAGUAUCAAUUAUAAGAAAACGUUAAAUUUGCUCUGGCUUAUUAGUUGUCAUCCGGGGAAGCUAGCAUUAGCCUUUAGCUUUCGAAUCUGCGGAGUAACGUAAACGCGUACCAUGAGAUAACGCAGAACAAUUUUCCACGUAUUUGGAGUUUUUUUUUAAAUAAUCAUUUGAUCUUCCGAGUUACAUCAGCGACCCAAUUCUUUUCACAAGCCCAGAGCACUAACCAGGGAUCUCUAUGCCAGCAGAAAUGACGAUGUUGGCCGAUCAUCCAGCAAGACAGCUGCUGGACUUCACUCAGAGGUUGGACAUCAACCUGCUGGACAACGUUGUCAACUCCAUGCACCAUGACAUCGGAUCCCAGCAACGGGUGGCCCAAGAGGUGCUCACUAACCUGAAGGACCAUCCGGAUGCUUGGACGAGGGUGGACACCAUCUUGGAGUUUUCUCAGAACAUGAAAACCAAGUACUAUGCUCUGCAAAUCCUGGAGACGGUCAUCAAAACUCGCUGGAAGAUUCUUCCCAGAAACCAAUGUGAAGGGAUCAAGAAGUACGUCGUCGGGUUAAUUAUUAAGACUUCUUCAGAGCCUGGAAGCUUGGAGACUGAGGGAGUUUACAUUUCCAAACUCAACAUGAUCCUCGUGCAGAUCCUGAAGCAGGAGUGGCCCAAACACUGGCCCACCUUCAUCAGUGACAUCGUGGGGGCGAGUCGGACGAGCGAGAGCCUCUGUCAGAACAACAUGAUCAUCCUCAAACUGCUCAGCGAGGAGGUUUUUGACUUCUCCAGUGGCCAGAUGACCCAGGUAAAGGCCAAGCACCUGAAAGACAGCAUGUGCAACGAGUUCUCCCAGAUAUUUCAGUUGUGCCAGUUUGUAAUGGAAAACUCCCAGAAUGCACCUCUGGUCCAUGCAACUUUGGAGACUCUUCUCCGCUUUCUGAAUUGGAUUCCUUUAGGUUACAUCUUUGAGACUAAAUUGAUCAACACGCUGGUCUACAAGUUCUUGAAUGUUCCCAUGUUUCGAAACGUGACGCUGAAAUGUCUGACGGAGAUCGCCGGCGUGAGCGUUAACCAGUACGAGGAGCAGUUUGUCAGUCUGUUCACCCUCACUAUGUGCCAGCUCAAACAGAUGCUGCCGUUGAACACUAACAUCAGAAUGGCCUACGCAAACGGGAAGGACGACGAACAGAAUUUCAUCCAAAACCUCAGUUUGUUCCUUUGCACCUUCCUCAAAGAACACGGUCAACUCAUCGAGAAAAGACACAACCUGCGCGAAACACUCAUGGAGGCUCUGCAUUACAUGCUGCUGGUAUCAGAGGUGGAGGAGACGGAGAUCUUUAAGAUCUGUCUGGAGUACUGGAACCACUUGUCAGCAGAACUCUACAGAGAGAGUCCUUUCUCCACCUCCAGCACCCCACUACUGUCAGACGUGCCCCCACGCCGACACCUGUAUCUGGCCGUCCUCUCACAGGUCCGCCUGCUGAUGGUGAGCCGCAUGGCCAAACCAGAGGAGGUGCUGGUGGUGGAGAACGACCAGGGGGAGGUGGUCAGGGAGUUUAUGAAGGAUACAGACGCCAUCAAUCUGUACAAGAACAUGAGGGAAACACUAGUUUAUUUGACCCAUUUGGACUACGCCGACACCGAGCGCAUCAUGACGGAGAAGCUCCACAACCAGGUGAACGGCACCGAGUGGUCCUGGAAGAACCUCAACAUGCUCUGCUGGGCCAUCGGCUCCAUCAGCGGCGCCAUGCACGAGGAGGACGAGAAGAGGUUCCUGGUGACCGUCAUCAAGGAUCUUCUUGGCUUAUGCGAGCAGAAAAGAGGCAAAGACAACAAAGCUAUCAUUGCCUCAAACAUCAUGUACAUCGUGGGCCAAUAUCCGCGCUUCCUGCGAGCCCACUGGAAGUUCCUGAAGACCGUCGUCAACAAGCUGUUUGAGUUCAUGCAUGAGACCCACGACGGCGUGCAGGACAUGGCGUGCGACACCUUCAUCAAGAUCGCCCAGAAAUGCCGGCGGCAUUUUGUCCAGGUCCAGGUGGGAGAAGUGAUGCCCUUCAUCGACGAGAUCCUGAACAACAUCAACACCAUCAUUUGUGACCUGCAGCCUCAGCAGGUUCACACGUUUUACGAGGCAGUGGGCUACAUGAUUGGAGCUCAGACUGACCUGUCGGUUCAAGAGCUGCUGAUAGAGAAGUACAUGCUGCUGCCCAACCAGGUGUGGGACAGCAUCAUCCAGCAGGCUACAAAGAACGUGGACAUCCUGAAGGAUGCAGAGACGGUGCGCCAGCUCGGCAGCAUCCUCAAGACAAACGUCAGAGCCUGCAAAGCUGUUGGUCAUCCCUUCGUCGCCCAGCUGGGGCGCAUCUACCUGGACAUGCUCAACGUCUACAAAUGUCUGAGUGAAAACAUCUCCUCUGCCGUCCAGAGCAACGGCGAGAUGGUGACGAAGCAGCCGCUGAUCAGGAGCAUGCGGACGGUGAAGAGGGAGACCCUGAAGCUGAUUUCAGGCUGGGUCAGUCGCUCCAAUGACCCACAGAUGGUGGCGGAGAACUUCGUGCCGCCGCUUCUGGAGGCCGUGCUCAUCGAUUACCAAAGGAACGUCCCCGCUGCCAGGGAGCCUGAGGUCCUGAGCACCAUGGCAACCAUCGUCAACAAGCUGGGAGUACACAUCACCGGCGAAAUCCCCAAGAUCUUUGAUGCGGUUUUUGAGUGCACUUUGAACAUGAUCAACAAGGACUUUGAAGAAUUCCCGGAGCACAGAACUCAUUUCUUCUACCUUCUUCAAGCCGCCACCUCCCAGUGCUUCCCAGCUUUCCUGGCCAUUGCUCCAGCACAGUUUAAACUCAUUCUGGACUCCAUUAUCUGGGCUUUUAAGCACACCAUGAGGAAUGUGGCUGACACAGGUCUGCAGAUCCUCUACACACUCCUUCAGAACGUGUCUGCAGAAGAGGCGGCGGCACAGAGCUUCUACCAGACAUACUUCUGCGACAUCCUGCAGCACAUCUUCUCCGUGGUCACCGACACAUCUCACACUGCAGGUCUAACCAUGCACGCCACCAUCUUGGCCUACAUGUUUAACCUAGUUGAGGAAAACAAAGUCAGCGUGGCUCUGAGCACCACCCAUCCCACCAACAACUUACUGCAUGUCAGGGAGUACGUCGCCAAUCUGCUGAAAAUGGCCUUCCCACACUUACAAGACGCCCAGGUGAAAGUCUUUGUCACGGGCCUGUCCAGCCUAAACCAGGACAUCCCAGCCUUUAAGGAGCACCUGAGGGACUUCCUCGUGCAGAUCAAGGAGUUUGCCGGUGAGGACACAACAGAUCUCUUCCUUGAAGAGAGAGAAGCAGUUCUUCGCCAAGCCCAGGAGGAGAAACACAAGCUCCAGUUGUCUGUUCCCGGCAUCCUCAACCCCCACGAGCUGCCGGAGGAGAUGUGUGACUAAAACAGGCGCAGCCGGCAAAGAACGACGCAACGUCACCUCCCGCCAUUUGCUUUUACCGAUCCCCCUCCACUAGAUUUAAACGUGUGCCAUUGUGGGUGAUGGCGAAGAGGAGUUUGGGUUACUGGACAGUUUCAAAAAAACUUUGACCAAAUAAAUGUUGAUAUGUACAUGAGGAUCAGCCCAUCCCAUUUUCCCUUAAAUGGAGUUUUUGUUUGUUUUAUCUUAUUUUACACGAAACUUUGAGUAAAUGUUUUUUUUUCAAAGUCUUGUCGUUUCUUUUGCUGUUAAAGCUUCAUGUCCGUCUUGUUAUUUCACAUGUGCGUAAAGAUCGAAGAAUAAAAAGGUUAUUUUUUAAUCCCUCCUUGCUCAGUUUAUCUCCUCUUCCACGUGUUAAUAUGUAAAUUAAAAUCCUGAACGUUUGCUCUGGUUUCAGAGGUGCCAAGUUGACUGUACAGAAUGAAUGUGAUGCUUUAGGAUGACAGAUUUGUACUACCUUGAUUUUUCUGUCUGGUUGUUUUUUCACCUUCUUUUGCUCUGAAUUUGUCAGUUGGCUUGUUUUACUUUUGGUUGAAAAGGAAAGUUGUGUGCAAAGUAUUCUGACUGUAAAGCUGAGUAUUCUGACUAUAAAAGUGGCUAUUUUUACAAAGAA